AUGCUCGACCGUGAGUCCCAAGGUGAAAGGAACUUCUCAAAUGGGGGGCUUAAACUCGAGUCAACAAGCCACCAAAGAGAAGAGAAGAAGAAGACAAAGAACGAAGCCGGAUCAUCUCUUCCUUCUGGCUCCAUCUAUGGCUUAUGGAUCUUGGGGAUGGUUUCCAAUGCCCCGGAAGCGAAGAGACUUAGAGGAGAAGGCUUACUUAUCAAAGGCAGGCUUAGAGGCUCAUUCAAAAAAAGAAGCCAAAAAGAACAGAAAGAAGUCUACGAGCGCCUAUCUCUUCUCUUAUCCACGCAUAUCGGUCUUUCUCCGGCUGCUCCAGGUAGUGCUCUUGGCUACUGCUUGCUUGGGACAUUCUCUACUUACGGCUCUCAGCGGCACCCUCAUUCUAUCAUAGAUCGUAACAACCAGGCCCGUUGA
Messenger RNA from Dovyalis caffra, 423 nucleotides. Lineage: Eukaryota; Viridiplantae; Streptophyta; Magnoliopsida; Malpighiales; Salicaceae. The record is from the annotation of a GenBank genome assembly.